AUGUCAACAUGGGCUGGAACAUCUAUAGUGCGCGUGACGAGCAAAUCAACAUUUAUUAAUACAUUGACCAACUAUUUCAAGAAUGGGUCAUUCCCUGAUAAGAUCAAAGUAUCAAUCGAAACAAAGUAUCUUAAAUCAACUGAGGGAUUAGGACGCAAAGGACAUCGAGUCAGACCGAUGAAUGGAGGUGUAAACUAUGAGUUUAUCGACUCACCAGGUCUAUCCGAUACAAGAGGUGGACAGCAAGAUGAAAUCAACAUGACAAAGAUCCUCGAUGCCGUUUCAAAUCCUCCAUCUUUGUGUGCCAUCAUCAUCAUCAGUGGCAAAGACAGCAGAAAUGUGUUGACUCUUCGAAACGCCGUCACUCGUCUUCAAGGCUCCAUUCCCGACGUUGUCCUCCAGAACCUCGUCAUUGUAUUCACCAAGUGUCGUGCAGACAAUCGCAACUUUGACCAAAAGUCACUUGGCAAUCUUCAAACCAAGUCAAUCUUUUACAUGGAGAACUCUGCAUUCUCUACUGAUCCUGCCAACUGGACAAAGGGUGCAACCACGUUUCUCAAGCCCGAGUUUAAUCAAUCGAUGCACACUGUUGAAAAGUUACUAGGUAACAUUCAAAAAAAGGCUGGUGUAGCAACCCAAGCUUUUGCUGAUAUGAAAUCAAUGAGAUUCAAAAUUAAACAAACAGUUUCAUGA
Messenger RNA from Cavenderia fasciculata, 693 nucleotides. RefSeq lists its product as uncharacterized. The transcript is spliced from 4 exons. NCBI's taxonomy places the organism in Eukaryota, Evosea, Eumycetozoa, Acytosteliales, Cavenderiaceae. Bases 1 to 693 code for a protein of 230 amino acids. The record is from RefSeq and is a predicted model, not a curated record.